ACAGCUUUGGAGCUAAACCUCCAUCCAAUGCCAUCAUCCUUGCAUGAUUCCCGACAACCCACCUGGACAAACACCACGGAGGUCUCGAAAUCCAGACAUGGAGACAGGCUAGCAGCCAGAAAAGUGUCUUGCUCACCCCCUUGGCCAGUGCUGCCUGGGCAGUGUAGCAUCCAUUUAUUGGAAAUGUAGCGAUGUGGGUGGAACAUACGACAUUGCGGAUGGCGGAGAUGAUCAUUACCAACCUAUGGCAGGCGCAGCUCGAGUCCGUCCCAAGACCGGCACCAAAGCCUUCCACAGCCUGGCCGGUCGACGAGCGGGGAAGGCAUGGCCCUUUUUUUUUCUCAGCCUGCAGUGCCCUUCGUGGAAGGAUCCAGCCUUUCACGAACUAGCAUGGGCCGGGGACUUGUCAAACGCUCCUUCCUGCCGUGACAUGGUCCUCCGCCCCUGCAGGGCCGCCCGGUACCUGACACUUGUUGAUUAGCAGCAAGUGACCUCGACAAUGUGCCGGGCACAGCGGGCAGCUCGGGGCAACCCCCAUUGAUCUUUUCGGUGCUGUUAAACUCCUUGGUAUAGCCCCAGUCGUCUCUCUUCGAUAAUAACCUGUUCAUACCCAGCCCGUCCAGCUUUCCAGGUACCUACUACGCCUACACCUACACCUAUCUGGGCUACCAUUCAUUGCCCGACCAGGAAAAAAACCACAUCCUCCAUUGUGUCAAGCUUUCGCAUACGAGUUCGAUCGAUCGCCCGCCGCUCCUCCGAGAUCCAUAAAGAUCAGAUCCAACAUGUUGAACCUCGUCGCAUUGGGCCUUCGAGGCUUUAUGUUCCUCGCUGCUGCCGUCGUUCUCGGUCUCUCGGUCACUCUCGCCAAACACCAGGUUGUCGGGGGGCCUCCCGCCGAAACCUCGUUCGCUAGUUUUACUGGUGGAUUUGGGGUGUUCGCUGCCGCCGUCGGGAUCGCCGCUAUAUUCUUCGAAGCAAUCCCCUCACUGGUGCCCCUGGCCCUCGAUGGCUUGUCCGCGCUCUUCUUCCUCGCGGGCGGAAUCGCCCUCACCAUGGCAAUGAAGGACGUUUCAUGCACUUCCACCGCCAACGGACAGGACCUUGUACGAUACCUAAACAAGAUCUUGAACGGCGGAUGCUACACACCUGAUAAUUGUGGCGUAAACGAGGGCUUUCGGAGAAGCGAAGACCUGGUCAACGAACUCAAAGGUCGAUGCGUGAGGGUACAGGCAGACUUCUCGUUCCAGUACAUCGCCUUCGUCGCUGCUCUCGCUUGCCUCGUGGUAACAUUCCUCUCCGUGAGGAGGUCUGGUACGAGGGUUUUCGCCUGAUAUCCAUAUAAGGCGUGCCUCUAUGGGCUACAUCCUGGAACGCUAUAUCAUCUCUUGAAGUAGCCAACCCGGACCCGCUUUGUUUGGAGCCCUUCCUAGCACGAGCAUUACGGAGUAUCCGAGGACGGGGCCAGCCACUCCGCAGGAAAAGAUGCGAUGCUUUCUACGAAUUUUCAUGGCAAAUCUGAUUUACGGCAGUUAACAUACCCCGUUCUUUACUUCGUUCGCUCUCUAAGCCUCUUUCUCUUCCUCUAUGCAACAAUUAGAUCCUGGGCAAGUGUGUGGAAAUAUUGGAGAUUACGGAUUCCCCCCACAGAGAUGACGAGGCAGAUAGCACAAGGCGUUUGUGAGGGAGACGGACUCGGGAAGGACAUGGGCUCAUAUUCAUAUUGCGUAGUUGGGCUUAAUUAACGCCAUUCACGCUUUGCUCAUGUAUGUAUCUCUGUGAACCCGAGCCUGUUCCGAAGAAUGUAUGGUCUACGGAGGAUAUUCACCUUCGAGAUUAGACGCCCAAAUAUCAUGUGGGGAGAUGGGCACCAGUCACAGUGCUGGAUAGCAAUCCCGGAGUUCUAGC
Molecule: messenger RNA, 1905 nt
Organism: Gaeumannomyces tritici R3-111a-1
Lineage: Eukaryota; Fungi; Ascomycota; Sordariomycetes; Magnaporthales; Magnaporthaceae
Exons: 3
Coding region: 783-1331 (182 amino acids)
Biological process (GO): eisosome assembly; protein localization to plasma membrane
Cellular component (GO): eisosome; plasma membrane
Source: RefSeq, a predicted model, not a curated record